This is a messenger RNA of Serendipita indica DSM 11827, 1083 nucleotides long. NCBI's taxonomy places the organism in Eukaryota, Fungi, Basidiomycota, Agaricomycetes, Sebacinales, Serendipitaceae. The record is from the annotation of a GenBank genome assembly.
AUGCCUCUCAUUGUGCUGGCUAACCAGGUCAAGUUGAGUAGCGCAUGGAAGAACUUGUUGGAAAUACUCUCGCGCAGAGUAUGCGACCUUGGUACAAAAGCACCACAAGAGCAUACCUUCAUCGCCAAUCUCACAGAAACUAAUAUCUGGGCCGACUCGCUAGCGAACCAAGCAUCGGCAACGCCCAAGGCCAACGCCACCUUUAUCUUCCUUGCGCGUAAUUCGGAGCUCAAGGCGGUUGUAGAGUCAAUACAGUACAUGGAAGAUCGAUUCAACAAGAAGUUUCAAUAUCCCUAUGUAUUCCUCAACGAUGAACCAUUUACAGAUGAAUUCAAAGAAUGGACUUCGCAAAUGGUCUCAUCCAAAGCCGAAUACGGUAUCAUUCCUCGAGAACAUUGGCAACAGCCGGACUGGAUCGACGAGGAAAGAGCAAAGGCUGGGCGCGACAAGAUGGUAGACGAGAACAUCAUCUAUGGCGGCUCUGUGUCCUACAGGAACAUGUGUAGGUUCAACAGCGGUUAUUUCUUCCGUCAUCCACUCAUCCUGCCAUAUCGGUGGUACUGGAGAAUCGAACCUGGAGUCAAGUUUUACUGUGACAUAGGUUAUGAUCCUUUCUUGUCUAUGGAGGAUAAUAACCAGGUCUAUGGUUUCAAUAUUGCGCUUUACGAGCUCGAGGAGACAAUACCGACGCUCUGGAAAGCGACAAAAGAAUUCAUCAGCAAACAUCCACAGUACGUGGCCAGCGGCAACGCAAUGGGGUUUCUAUCUGAGGACGGCGGUCGAACAUACAAUCUCUGUCAUUUCUGGAGCAACUUUGAAAUUGCCGACAUGGAAUUUUGGCGGGGCGAGGCCUACACUGCAUACUUUGACUGGCUGGAAUCCAAAGGCGGGUUUUAUUACGAGCGAUGGGGAGACGCACCCGUACAUUCGAUAGCUGCUUCACUAUUUCUCAGGAAAGAGCAACUGCGGUUCUUCGACGAGAUUGGGUAUAAGCACGAAAGCUUCCAGCACUGUCCAUCUGGCGAUAGACACAAGCAAGGUCGAUGCUCGUGCUCUCCUAAAGAUGCGUUUGACUGGGACUAG